Messenger RNA from Syzygium oleosum, 3915 nucleotides. RefSeq names its product disease resistance protein TAO1-like. The transcript has 4 exons. NCBI's taxonomy places the organism in Eukaryota, Viridiplantae, Streptophyta, Magnoliopsida, Myrtales, Myrtaceae. Gene Ontology annotation, molecular function: protein binding; ADP binding. The record is from RefSeq and is a predicted model, not a curated record. Gene Ontology annotation, biological process: signal transduction; defense response. Bases 40 to 3915 code for a protein of 1291 amino acids.
CAGCCUGUCUUCUUCAUCUCCCAUUCCACCCAAAGAGAAAUGGAGCUCGCUUUCCGUCCCUCUCCAAAUCCGCUCCGUUCUCCUUCUCCUUCCCCUCCACUUCCUUUCAACCUCCGUCCCAAGCGCUCCCGCCAUGGACACCCCUUCCGAGUUCGCGCAUCUUCCAAUCCUGGCCCUCCAUUUGGACUCCCCUCGCAGCAUCUGUCCCGGUCGAUUCGACGCGGCUCCCAUCGGUUCUGGCUCAACUUCGGCGUCACAGUGAAGAAGGAAACUGGUUUCAACUUCGGCGUAUCAGCGUCCAAUCCUUCGUUUAUCUCUCUGAUACCUACAGGAGAAGGUAGUGAUCAAUACGACGUGUUCUUGAGCUUUAAUGGCUCAGAUACCCGCAAGGAAUUCACUGAUCACCUCUACCACAGUCUGGUCAACGUAGGGAUUGUACGAAUUCAUGUGUUCAGGGACGAGAACAGUAUCUCCAUUGGCGAGGAAUUUGGCUCAAAGAUUCUCGAUGCCAUCUCACGAUCGAAGAUUUCGAUCCCCAUCAUCUCCGAAAAUUAUGCUUCAAGGAAAUGGUGCCUCCGUGAGCUCAGUCGUAUCAUGUACUGCAAGAAGAGCAUGUCACACGUCGUUUUGCCCAUUUUUUACAAAGUAGCCCCGUCGGAUGUGCGCCAUCUAGACGGAAAAUUUGGAGAGGCCUUCCAUUUGCAUCAAAAGGAUUUUGAUGAGAAAGAUAUUGAGGAAGGGCAACGAGCACUCAAAGAAGUGAGUUACUUAAAUGGAUGGGAAUCCAAGAAAAUUGCUAACGGGCACGAGGGAGAACUGAUAAAGCUUGUGGUCGAAACUGUUCUAAGCGAGUUACGGAAACAUUUUCAGCUAUAUGUUCCUAAGCAACUAGUUGGACUUGAUGGUCAUCUGAAGGAAAUUAUGAAUUGGAUAGACAGUCCUUCCGUCAAUGCUCGAAUGCUUGGAAUUUAUGGCAUGGGCGGGAUAGGCAAGACCACUCUUGCCAAGUGCAUCUACAAUAAACUUUUGAAAAAAUUUGUGCAUGCCAGCUUCCUUCCAGAUAUUCGAGAAACUACCCGUCGCCACGGUAUUGAGUAUCUACAGAGCCAACUAAUAUCUGAUAUAUUACAGAGCCAAAAUAAAGUAUCUAAAUUUGAUGAUGGAAUUAACAUAAUCAAAUCUAGAUUCAAAGGAAAAAAGGUUCUCAUUAUUUUGGAUGAUAUAGAUAAGAAGGAUCAACUAAAUGCUUUGGCCAGAGAACGUAACUGGUUUACUUCGGGAAGUAUUAUCAUUGUCACAACUAGAAAUAAAGCUGUUCUUGAUCAAUCUGAAUUCGAGGUAGACAACAAGUAUGAAUUGAAUGAAAUAGAUGAGAAUCAUUCUUUGCUUUUAUUUAACAGGCAUGCAUUUCGUAUGGACUAUCCUCCAAGGGAGUUUGAGGAUAUCUCUCAUAAUAUCAUAUCCACCAUGGGUGGCCUUCCCUUGGCUCUUGAGGUUACAGGUUCAUACUUGUAUGGUAAAACAGAUCCAAAAGUAUGGGAGGAUAUGUUGAGGAAAUUAAAAAAAGAGCCACAUAGAGAUGUUGAAAAGAUAUUGAAAAUAAGUUACGACGCAUUAGAGAAUGCACAUAAGGAGAUUUUUCUCGAUAUUGCUUGUUUCCUUAUUGGCAAAGAGAGCAAAUUCGCCAUUUACAUGUGGGAGGACUGUGGGUUUUAUGCAAGUUUAGGAAUUGAAGAGUUGAAGCUGAGGUGCUUAAUAAAAAUUGACAAUUAUGGUGAGUUAAGAAUGCAUGAUCAAUUGAGAGAUCUUGGAAGGAACAUUAUUCAAGAAGAAGGACCGCCUGAGAGACGUAGUAGGUUAUGGCUCUAUGAGGAAGCCUUCGAAGUACUAAUGGGAGAAAAGGCGGCAAAGCAGCUAAAAAUUCUCGACAUUACAUCUUGCGGUCGUUUAAGAUGUACUCCUGAUCUAUCCGCUUUCACAAAGUUGGAGAUUCUCAUCUUGAAUGGAUGUCACAUGUUGGAGCAAGUCCACCCUUCUAUUGGCAAACUCAAGAACCUUGUUUCCUUGGACUUGGGUAGGUGUUCCGGCCUCAAGGAGCUACCUGGAGAAGUAGGUGAAUUAGAAGAACUAAAAGAACUUAAUUUACGCCAUAGUCGUAUUGCAAAGAUACCCAUGUCAAUCGGUUCUUUGAGGAAGCUAGAGAAACUGACUGUUUGUUCGUCAUUGAGAGAAAUCCCCAGCUCGAUUGGGAAUCUUUCUUCUCUCCAACACCUUAACCUAGAGAGUUGUCACUCAUUGAUAGAACUCCCUAGCUCAAUUGGGAAUCUAUCUUCUCUCCAACACCUUAACCUGGAGGGUUGUGCGUCAUUGAUAGAACUCCCUAGCUCGAUUGGGAAUCUAUCUUCUCUCCAACACCUUAACCUAAAGGGCUGUGUGUCAUUGAGAGAACUCCCUAGCUCGAUUGGGAUUCUUUCUUCUCUCCAACACCUUAACCUAGUGGGUUGUGAGUCAUUGAGACAACUCCCUAGCUCGAUUUGGAAUCUUUCUUCUCUCUCACACCUUGAUCUAGAGGGUUUAUCAUUGGGAGAACUUCCUAGCUCAAUUGGGAAUCUUUCUUCUCUCCAACGCCUUGUCCUAGAGGGCUGUGAGUCAUUGAGAGAACUCCCUAGCUCGAUUGGGAAUCUAUCUUCUCUCCAACACCUUAACCUAAAGGGCUGUGUGUCAUUGAGAGAACUCCCUAGUUCGAUUGGGAAUCUUUCUUCUCUCCAAUGCCUUGUCCUGGAGGGCUGUGAGUCAUUGAGAGAACUCCCUAGCUCGAUUGGGAAUCUUUCUUCUCUCCAAAGCCUUGACCUAAAGGGUUGUGUAUCAUUGGGAGGACUCCCUAGCUCGAUUGGGAAUCUUUCUUCUCUCCAAUACCUUGACCUAAAGGAUUGUUGGUCAUUGAGAGAAAUCCCUAGCUCAAUUGGGAAUCUUUUUUCUCUCCAACACUUAGAACUAUGGUGUUGUCGCUCAUUGAGAGACAUUCCUAACUCGAUUGGGAAUUUACAAGAUUUGCAAUGUCUAGACAUUAGUUAUUCCACGAUCGAACAUUUGCCCAGUGGUAUUGGCAGGUUGAAAAAUCUGCGGAGGCUAAUUCUCAAUUUUUGUCGUAAUCUGAGAAGGAAAAUUCCAAGUGAAAUCGGUGAAUUGUCUUCGCUCGAGAUUCUCGAAAUCACUCACGCUCCGAUAUAUAACCUACCAGAAAGCGUCCAGAAUCUUUCUUCUCUCCAACAACUUAACCUAUGGAGCUGUAGCAACCUCCGGUCGUUGCCAGAGCCUCCUUCUGGCUUAACACAUCUGACGGUCUCUUGCCACAGUUCCAGGUUGCCACAACUUUCGCACCUAAUCCACCUUGAAGAACUUCGUCUUGAGGAAUGCAAUCUACUUGAAAACAUCCCAGAGCUUCCCUCAAGACCCUUAAGACUUUAUGUUGACUCAUGUCAUAAGCUGAUGCCUAAGCUUGAUGGAUUCAAGUACUUGGAAGUGUUGUCAAUAGUCAGAUGCAAUUCCAUUGAAAGAUUGGACAUUUCACAAUUAAAUCGUCUGAAACGAUUACACAUUGAGUGUUGCGAUAAUCUAGUUGAAAUUCAGGGCCAUGAUAAUUUGGAGUGCUUGGAGACGAUAGUUGUACGUUUCUGUAGGUCAAUUCAAAGCCUGAUCCUUCAAGAAUUAAAAUGUUUGAAGCUAUUAAAGGCCAACUUUUGUGGCAAUCUAGUCGAAAUUCAAGGUCUUAAUAGGGCGAAGUUCUUAGAGGUGUUGGAUAUCUCUAAUUGUGGAUCCAUUGAAAGAUUACCUCACCUAUCAUCCUUCGCAACCCUGAAAACAUUGAAAAUCGAUGGGUGUUACAAUUUACGUGAUGUUGACAACCUCCACUGA